Molecule: messenger RNA, 1558 nt
Organism: Stomoxys calcitrans (stable fly)
Lineage: Eukaryota; Metazoa; Arthropoda; Insecta; Diptera; Muscidae
Gene: Cpr66D
Product: activating signal cointegrator 1 complex subunit 2 homolog
Exons: 4
Coding region: 391-1209 (272 amino acids)
Cellular component (GO): extracellular matrix
Source: RefSeq, a predicted model, not a curated record
CAUUGGUCUCAUUUUGGGUGAUCUCUUGCAAGGCGGCUAGACCAGCCAGCGUCGGGCGAGCAAACUAGACAAAACCCCAAAACCAACUGAAAGACAGAUUUCAGUUUAAAAUGAACUGCCGAAAAAAAAAAACUGAAAAAGCCAAGAAACGCUGAGCAGAGGCAUGGGCAAAAGUAGGUGCACCUAUAAAAGCUGAAGCAGCAGUAUUGAUACACUGCAGAUACCAUUGUAACCGCAGUUAACGAGGACGUCAUUUAUUUCCCUCUCGCGCUCCCAGGAAAAGAAAAUAAAAACGCGGUUGUGUGAAAAGUGAUUUCGUUGUAUAAGCCUUUUUUUGUAAUCAAAAUCAGUGAUAAGACAUUGCCAAAACGAAAAAAAAACUGUGUUAAAAUGCGUGUGUUUGCAAUAAUUGUUGUUUCUUUGGCCAUUAUGGGCCAUUGUAAUGUUCGGGCCCAGCAGCAUCAACAAAUCGAUCCAGCCUAUCUGCGUCAAUACUAUCAGCAAUUACAGGCUGGAGCUGGUGCCGCCUCAGCGCCUGGUGAUGCUACACCCAUUUAUGAGCAAAAUUCAGAACAAAGUCAACAAUACAUUACUCCGGGUCAACAGUUGCGUGUCAAGGACAAUGUGCAGGAACAAGUUCGCGCUUCACAGCUACAACAUCAGCAACAGCAAGGAUAUGUUGCACCCGCUGUAAGGGACUAUCUGCAACAUCAGCAACAACCUCAACAGAUUCAAUACCAACAACCCCAACAAGUGUCAUAUCGUCAGCCACAAGCUCAGGCACCAGCACCCAGAAGACCACAGGCUAUACCACAGCAAUAUCAAGCGGCUAGGCCAAAGAGCAAAGCACAAAUUCAGGAAGAAGAAGAGGAAUAUGAGGAUCAAAACUCUUCGUACCAAUUCGGUUUCGAUGUCAAGGAUGAUGAAUUCACCAACUACCAAAAUCGCAAGGAGGUACGUGAUGGCGGUGUAAUCAAGGGCAGCUACUCAGUGGUCGAUUCCGAUGGUUUCAUACGCACAGUCAAAUAUACAGCUGAUCCCAAGGAGGGUUUCAAGGCUGAGGUGAUUCGUGAGCCCACAGAUAUUGUGGUAAAAAUUCCCACACCUCCACCACCACAACAUCAAGGAUUGCUGCGCUCCCAUGCGCAGGCUGUAAAGGCCCAGGAUUACAAUUUGAAGCAACAGUAUCAGCCACAAUAUCAACAUUAGGUGGAGAUUUUCAUUAGCAAGAAUUAUGGAGAAUUUAUGUAGCAGCUCAAUGAGUGAGAAAGAGGAAGGUGUUCCUAAAACUCGUUUUUGUUUCAUGGUAUCAUUUAUUUAUUAGCAGAAGAUUAUAUUUGUGAGUCCUUCGCAUGAGAGAGUUCGCACAUUAAAGUGGACUUUUGUAUUUAGUUGUCAUUCAUUCAUUUUUUUUUUCAUUUUUGGUUAAUCCAUGCAAACUCACAGGGUAGUGAGUACAUGUGAAGUGCGCAUGUGUACAUAUGCAUAAUUUUUUAAACAUUUUCAAUACUCGAACAUUUAUAAUAAAGCCAAACUUUCACAUAACACUUUAUCAUUA